AUGAAGAAGAAGAUGGUAAAGUUGGAAUACGUGCUCCUGUUGAUUUUCGGCGCCAUCAUGGCCAUAAUAUUACUGGCCGGAUCAAUCACCAUAGGGAAGCUCGUGUUUUCCCGCCACCACCUGCCGACCCCGAGUAAUUACACAGUGGAACUACACAAGGUGCUCAUGUUCUUCGACGCCCAACGCUGGGGAUAUUAUUAUGUCGGGGAUGCAAUCAAGUUCAAUUUCCCGACGUCUUUUGCUAUGACUACGUUUAGUUGGAGCGUGAUAGAAUACAGUGCCAAGUAUGAAGCUGAUGGAAAACUAGCACAGGUUAAAGAUAUUAUUAAAUGGGGCACUGAUUAUUUCCUCAAGACUUUUGAUUUUACCCCCCAUUCUAUAGAUCGUAUUGUGCAGCAGGUUGGAGAUGGGUAUACUAGUGGAGGUCCAUCCCCAAAUGAUCGAUACUGUUGGACACGUCCGAGGACAUCGAUUUUGAUCGUCCUGUUACCAAGUGGCAGCAAUUAA
Messenger RNA from Fraxinus pennsylvanica, 507 nucleotides. NCBI's taxonomy places the organism in Eukaryota, Viridiplantae, Streptophyta, Magnoliopsida, Lamiales, Oleaceae. The record is from the annotation of a GenBank genome assembly.